Drosophila takahashii is the source of this 3334-nucleotide messenger RNA. It is a transcript of the gene Nadsyn, whose product is annotated as NAD synthetase. NCBI's taxonomy places the organism in Eukaryota, Metazoa, Arthropoda, Insecta, Diptera, Drosophilidae. Gene Ontology annotation, biological process: NAD+ biosynthetic process. Gene Ontology annotation, cellular component: cytoplasm. Gene Ontology annotation, molecular function: NAD+ synthase (glutamine-hydrolyzing) activity; ATP binding; glutaminase activity. The record is from RefSeq and is a predicted model, not a curated record.
AUCACUAGAGGUCACGAAUUGUCCAAUUGCAUUUGUUUACCUUUCGCCCGUUUAAACUUUUCGGUGGUUUUCCCUUCGAGCGGUCAAGUGGAGGAGUCGCGGCGUGAAUUGUGCGAAGGAUCGAGAUCGAGGGACGCCAGUGGUUUAGCCGGAGUUUGCCGAACUUUUCGAGUGUGCAUGUGUGCGUGUGUGUGACUGGAGCCCGAAAAUAGGAAGCGAGUUAACGGUAAUACGGCGAAGGUGAAGAGCGAGCGGGACAACGAUAGCAAAUGUGGUGGGCCAAGAGGUGGGGACAUUAGAGGGAAGUGGAAAAGGAUCCAAGCGAACGACAACGAGAACGACGCACAACGAAACUUUCCUUCGGGGCGGGGCGAUAAAGGCCCAGUAUUCAACAAAUUCCCCCAUUGCUGGUCAUGUAGUACAGUGAACUACCGGUAGCAGCAACCAUUUAACGAACAACAACAACACCGAGGUGCCCUUAGACAAUCUAUUCGUACAACAGGAACAACAAACUCAACUAACAACAAAUUGAAAUUGAUAACUGCCGAUUUUUGAACUGACAAUAAAACUAAGCGCAACUGUUAAAGAAAAACAAAACAAAGAACCAAAGGAUUUAAUCAGAAAACAAAGGAAACACUUACAAAAUGGGACGCAAAGUAACCGUGGCGGUGUCCACACUGAACCAAUGGGCCCUGGACUUCGAGGGGAAUAUGGUGAGGAUACUGCAGUCCAUCCUGGAGGCGAAGGACAUGGGCGCCAGCUAUCGCACGGGACCUGAGUUGGAGGUUUGUGGCUACAGCUGCGAGGACCACUUCCGGGAGCCGGACACCUUCCUGCACUCGUGGGAGGUGCUGCUGGAGGUGAUGAUGUCGCCCAUGUGCGAGAACAUGCUGGUGGACGUGGGCAUGCCGGUGAUGCACCGCAACGUGGCCUACAACUGCCGCGUGGCGUUCUUCAACCGCCAGGUGCUGCUCAUCCGCCCCAAGAUGGCCAUGUGCGACGACGGCAACUACCGGGAGUCGCGCUGGUUCACCGCCUGGACGAAGGCGCUGCAGACGGAGGAGUACGUCCUGCCGCGGAUGAUUGCCCAGCACACGGGCCAGCAGACGGUGCCCUUCGGGGACGCCGUGAUCGCCACCAGGGACACCUGCCUGGGCUACGAGAUCUGCGAGGAGCUGUGGAACGUGCGCAGCAAGCACAUCGAGAUGUCGCUGGCCGGCGUGGAGCUGAUCGUGAACAGCUCGGGCAGCUACAUGGAGCUGCGCAAGGCGCACAUCACCUCGGAUCUCAUCCGGAAUGCCAGCUUCAAGGCCGGCGGUGCCUAUCUGUUCAGCAAUCUGCGCGGCUGCGACGGCCAGCGGGUCUACUUCAACGGCUGCUCGGCCAUCGCCCUCAACGGAGAGAUCCUGGCGCGCGGCCAGCAGUUCGCCCUGCAGGACGUCGAGGUCACGCUGGCCACCAUCGACCUGGAGGAGAUUCGCGCCUACCGCUGCAGCCUGCGAUCGCGCUGCUCGGCGGCGGCGAAUGCGCCGGACUACCCGCGGAUCCACUGCGACUUCGAGAUGUCGACGCACAGCGACAUCUUCAAGACCUCGACGCCGCCGCUCAACUGGCCCGUCCACACGCCCGAGGAGGAGAUCGCCCUGGGCCCGGCCUGCUGGCUGUGGGACUACCUGCGGCGCUCCGGGCAGGGCGGCUUCUUCCUGCCCCUCAGCGGGGGCGUCGACUCGAGCAGCUCGGCGACCAUCGUGCACUCGAUGUGCCGCCAGAUCGUCCAGGCCGUGCAGCUGGGCGACGCCCAGGUGCUCCACGACAUCCGGCUGAUCCUGGCCGACACGGACUACACGCCGGACAACGCGGCCGGGCUGUGCAACCGCCUGCUGGUCACCUGCUACAUGGGCAGCGUGAACAGCAGCAAGGAGACGCGCCGCAGGGCGGCCCAACUGGCCAGCCAGCUGGGCAGCUACCACAUCGAGAUCAGCAUCGACUCGGCGGUCAAUGCCCUGCUGGGCAUCUUCAAUGCCGUCACCGGCCUGACGCCGCGCUUCCGGACGCAGGGCGGCUGCGCCCGCCAGAACCUGGCCCUCCAGAACAUGCAGUCCCGCAUCCGCAUGGUCCUCGCCUACAUCUUCGCCCAGCUGAUGCUCUGGGUGCGCAACCGGCCGGGCGGACUGCUCGUCCUCGGCUCCGCCAACGUGGACGAGUCGCUGCGCGGCUACCUCACCAAGUACGACUGCUCCUCGGCGGACAUCAAUCCGAUCGGCGGGAUAUCCAAGAUGGAUCUGCGCCGAUUCCUCACCUAUGCCAAGGACAAGUUCAACCUGCCCGUGCUGGAGUCGAUCAUCGAUGCCCCGCCCACCGCCGAGCUGGAGCCGCUGCAGGAGAACGGGGAGCUGCAGCAGACGGACGAGCAGGACAUGGGCAUGACCUACGCGGAGCUCUCCGAGUACGGGCGCCUGCGCAAGCAGUCCUUCUGCGGGCCGUACAGCAUGUUCUGCCGCCUGGUGGCCACCUGGAAGGGCGACCUCAGUCCCAAGGAGGUGGCCGAGAAGGUGAAGCACUUCUUCCGCUGCUACGCGAUCAACCGGCACAAGAUGACCGUGCUGACGCCGUCGGUGCACGCGGAGAGCUACAGUCCGGACGACAACCGGUUCGACCACCGGCCCUUCCUGUACAGGCCCAACUGGAGCUGGCAGUUCAAGGCCAUCGACGACGAGGUGGACAAGCUGCAGCCGAUCUACACGCCCUCGUCGGCCCAGCUGCGUCCCAGCAGCGAGGACCUGCUGCUCUCCACGCAGCGCUCGUCCCAGCUGGACGACUCCAAGCACUCCUCGCCCCUGUCCUCGGCCUCGGCGUCCGCCUCCAUCGACGUGGGCAUCUCCACGGCGGCGGUGCCGCUGCCGGGAGCCGCCGCCCCCGGCGGCCUCUCCAAGAAGCCCAGCGGCUACUCCAAGGUGCACGUCAAUGUGCUCGGCAAGAUCAAGGACCGCACCGGCAUUCCCGUCUAGGAACCACUAGGAGCACACUCGCAGAGCACUGAAACUAUACACUGUUUUUUUUUUAUUAGCACAGCUUGAUGUCUUUUGCUGCCCGGCCCCUUAGAAAAUCAUAGUGCUUAGGAAGUUGCAUCUUACAUGAUUUAGAAUCACCUAUCAAAUAUAAUUUCAACUAUGUGCCUUCUAUUUUUCGUAACUUGAUAACGCUCUCCUUUAUUUCAUACAGAAAUGUUUCCUUAAAUUUGUUGAUUUGAUCAAAUCCUCAGAAGUAAAUAUAUCGGUUGUUAAUGCUUUUGAUUUGUAUAAACACGGAUAGUCCUUUUCUAUACAUUUUUAUU